UUGACAUUUAGCGCCAAAGCUUGAGCGCAGAAAGAAGAAGAAGUGGAGACGGCAUGAACUAUGGAGGUGGCUCGGAAAAUAAAGGCCAAAGUGUCCGCUGGCUUCAAGAUGAGAGGACUUAUACUGCGACCUGAAGCCAGCAGGUACCUGGUAGAAGUGCUGGAGUCCGUCAGUCACACUGAACUCGAUGAUGUUAUUGAACGGGUCCUGGAUGCGGUGGAAAAGCAGCCAUUGUCCUGUAGUAUGAUCGAGCUGUCCGUGGUGGAAGUUGCCGUACAGGACUGCACUCAGUCUUGUGAUGAAACCAUAGAUAAUGUUUUCAACAUCAUUGGAGCCUUUGAUGUGCCCAGAUACAUUUACAAUGUGGAGAAGAAGAAAUUUGUACCCAUCAGUAUGACCAGCCAUCCAGCCCCCAGUCUGUGUGGUGUGGCCAAAGAUAAAGCUGAGCUCUUUAGGGAACGCUACACAAUCUUACAACAGCGUACACAUCGACAUGAGCUCUUCACCCCUCCGGCGAUAGGGGCCGCUGUUGAAGAGGGUCAGAACAAAUUUCAGUUGAAGACAAUUGAAGCUUUGCUCGGUAGCACAGCUAAACUAGGAGAGGUGAUUGUACUUGGGAUGAUCACACAACUGAAAGAGGGUAAAUUUUACCUGGAGGACCCAAGUGGAACAAUACAACUGGACAUGUCUAAAGCACAGUUUCACAACGGGCUGUACACAGAAUCCUGCUUUGUGCUGGCAGAAGGUUGGUAUGAGGAUUCUGUGUUCCACGUCAAUGGUUUUGGGUUCCCACCAACAGAGCCUUCGUCAGCUACAAGGGCAUACUACGGCAACUUGAACUUCUUCGGGGGUCCAUCCACCACUUCAGUGAAAGCUUCUUCAAAGCUGAAGCAGCUGGAAGAGGAGAAUGAAGACGCCAUGUUUGUAAUAAUCUCUGACGUCUGGCUGGACAGUGUCGAAGUGAUGGAAAAGCUCAACAUCAUGUUCUCAGGGUAUGCUGCCAUGCCUCCCACCUGUUUCAUUUUCUGUGGAAACUUCUCUUCUGCCCCAUAUGGGAAAACACAGAUUAAAUCACUCAAAGAAUCACUGAAGGCUCUUGCUGAUGCGAUAUGUUCGUACCCCAGCAUCCACAGCAGUAGUCGCUUCGUGUUUGUUCCUGGACCUGAAGACCCUGGUCCAGGCAGCAUCCUGCCAAGGCCUCCCUUGGCCGACCACAUUACGGAGGAGUUCAGACAGAGGGUGCCAUUUUCGGUGUUCACAACAAACCCAUGCAGGAUCCAGUACUGCACCCAGGAGAUCGUUGUCUUCAGGGAGGACCUGGUCAACAAGAUGUGCAGGAACUGCGUCCGAUUGCCAAAUAACAAUCUUGACAUUCCAAACCAUUUUGUGAAGACCAUCCUAUCACAGGGUCACUUGACUCCGCUGCCUCUGUACGUCAGUCCUGUUUUCUGGGCAUAUGACUACUCCCUACGUGUGUACCCAGUACCCGAUGUCAUCGUCUUUGCAGACAAAUACGACCCCUUUAACAUCUCAAACACUGACUGCCUUACAGUCAAUCCGGGAUCAUUCCCAAGAAGUGGCUUCACUUUCAAGGUGUAUUAUCCAUCCAACCGAACUAUUGAGGACAGCAAACUUCAAGGCCUGUAAAGAAAAACUUGGAUUUUCAAGAUAUUUUUUCAUUUGCUUUGUACAUUGCCUUUGUAUAAUACUGGAUGUUGAAAACUGAGUAGUACUCACACCGUUGUAUGUAUCGGUGUUUGUGUUUUGUAAUGAAUAAUAAAGGUUUUAUACUUUGUA
This is a messenger RNA of Amphiprion ocellaris (clown anemonefish), 1797 nucleotides long. It is a transcript of the gene pole2, whose product is annotated as polymerase (DNA directed), epsilon 2. The coding region runs from base 61 to 1647 and encodes 528 amino acids. Lineage: Eukaryota; Metazoa; Chordata; Actinopteri; Pomacentridae. Gene Ontology annotation, molecular function: DNA binding. The transcript has 19 exons. The record is from RefSeq and is a predicted model, not a curated record. Gene Ontology annotation, cellular component: epsilon DNA polymerase complex. Gene Ontology annotation, biological process: error-prone translesion synthesis; DNA-templated DNA replication.